This is a messenger RNA of Miniopterus natalensis, 1278 nucleotides long. RefSeq names its product nicotinamide riboside kinase 1 (gene NMRK1). Lineage: Eukaryota; Metazoa; Chordata; Mammalia; Chiroptera; Miniopteridae. The record is from RefSeq and is a predicted model, not a curated record.
GGGUUAGUGAGAAGCGCGCGCUGGGCCAUCGCCUCUGCCGCUUUGCUAGGAGGACUAGCGCUGGCGCCCGCUGCCCGAAAAGUCGGAAACAUUUCCUGCCUGGCACUUGACAGAAGUUUGCCCGCCCGUCACCGAGCAGGUUGAAUCUCCAGUGGAGGCGAGGGCUGGAGCACACGAGAAACGCAGCGUGCGAAAUUAUAGGAAGACAUUUUGAAAGCUAAUUAUGAAAACAUUUGUCAUUGGGAUCAGUGGUGUGACAAAUGGUGGGAAGACAACACUGGCUAAAAAUUUGGAGAAACAUCUCCCAAACUGCAGUGUCAUAUCUCAGGAUGAUUUCUUUAAGCCAGAGUCUGAGAUAGAGACAGAUGAAAAUGGCUUUCUGCAGUAUGACGUGCUAGAAGCGCUUAACAUGGAAAAAAUGAUGUCCACCGUUUCUUGCUGGAUGGAAAGCCCAAGACGCUCUCUGGUAUCAGCAGACUGGAAAAGCGAGGAAAUUCCCAUAUUAAUCAUCGAAGGUUUCCUUCUCUUUAAUUAUAAGCCCCUUGACACUAUAUGGAACAGAAGCUACUUCCUGACCAUUCCAUAUGAAGAAUGUAAGAGGAGGAGGAGCACAAGGGUCUACGAGCCUCCAGACCCCCCGGGGUACUUUGAUGGCCACGUGUGGCCCAUGUAUCUAAAGCACAGGCGAGAAAUAGAGGACAUCAUGUGGGAAAUUGUUUACCUAGAUGGAACAAAGUCUGAAGAGGACCUCUUUUCACAAGUGUAUGAAGAUCUAAGACAAGAACUAGCCAAGCAAAAAUUGUCCUGAGUGCCCUGCAAAGCCAGCCUGGAGGGAUCCUCAGCACAGCCUGCUUUAACCCUCAGUUCAGGAAUGGGCUAGUGGGAGGCCUUCCAGAUGUGUCAGUUGACUGCUCUUUAAGCUUCUCAUAACAUCUCAAACCUGCUUAACUACUUUUCCACUCUAAGCAUAUAAAAUCAUAAUUGUGAUAAAGUAGUAAUAAUGAAAGGGAAACAACAAAGAUUGAAUUUAAUUAAUAAUGAAACAAUAAAUGACCCAGGAGAGUAAGGAUAUGAAGAUAUACAGAGUAUAUUUAAUUGAAUCCUUAUUUAAAUCCAGACUUUGAAACAAAAUUGAAUCAUUACCUAUUCUUACUAUAACAAAGCAGUCUAGCCACCAGCAUCAUUUAAACUUCCUUUAAGAAUGUUUCUUUUCACCCUAGCCAGUUUGGCUCAGUGGUGAGAGUGUUGGCCAGUGGACUGAGGGGUCCUGGGUUCGAU